Messenger RNA from Silurus meridionalis, 3948 nucleotides. RefSeq names its product inturned planar cell polarity protein (gene intu). The record is from RefSeq and is a predicted model, not a curated record. Gene Ontology annotation, cellular component: cilium; cytoplasm. Gene Ontology annotation, biological process: vesicle-mediated transport; nervous system development; cilium assembly. The transcript is spliced from 16 exons. The coding region runs from base 311 to 3097 and encodes 928 amino acids. Gene Ontology annotation, molecular function: protein binding. Lineage: Eukaryota; Metazoa; Chordata; Actinopteri; Siluriformes; Siluridae.
UCUGGAGAAGUGCUCAGGAGUGCAGCAUUUCACCAAAACCAUCAGAAGGACGUUUCAAUAGUAUUACUUUUAAGAUUAGUUUCGUUUUUUUCGUUUCGAUUAGUGACAUUUUGAGUCUGAAGGCUGUCUCACUAUAUCGCGGUGCCGGAGUCCGUGCGUGCGUGCGUGCGUGUUGAACUUGAUUUUUCUAUGUAUAGAGCUAACCCCAGUGUUAGAGACAGAUCUCUCAUGGCGUGGUCACUGUGUCUUCUCUGUGGUGUAUAAUUGAUGAAUUUGGCUGCACAUGCGCAGACAGACAGCAUGAAGCAUCAUGUUCACCAUCUGUUCCUCUGGGAGAAACCUGAGACCUGCCUGCACAGACCUGGACGAGUUUGACUCUAUACGCAGUGUUUUACUCUACAGCGAGCUUGAACCUGAGUGGCUUGACGAUGUCCAGAAGAACGGUGAGCUCUUCUACCUGGAGCUGAGUGAGGGCGAAGAAGAAGCUGUACUCUCUCAAGUAACCGCCGCUCAAUCUGCUGCCACCAAUCAUGUGCGUUUCAGUGAAAAAGAGGCAGAGAUCAUCCCUGACAAAAGCAGCAAAAAACGUGCCGACUCGAACACAAAAUCACACCCAAAAUUCAAGAAGCUCGCUAAAAUCCUCGGACGCAAACGACGGCCAUCUUCGCGAAGCAGGGCUGAUGGAAAAAAUGGCAGAGCAUCUCAACAACCGGCGUCUAUUUUAAAAAACCAGACUGGGCAGCGGAUGGGACUGGUGGUGCAGCAGCCAUAUUUGAAAGAUGUGUGUGUAUACAUCAACCCUAAACGAUUGGGCAAUAUGUCUCCACCUUCCCAAGAAGAAGGGGGCUUGUUGGAGGCAUUACUGGGAGUGGUACUUAGGACACGGAAUGGUUUGAGCUGUAAUGGGGAGAGACUUGUCAUUCAUGGGCUGGUACCCCAUAGUCCUGCUAGCAAGUGUGCACAGAUAUUAAUUGGUGACAUUCUUGUAGCUGUUGAUGAUGUGGAAGUUACAUCUGAGAAUAUUGAGAGAGUUCUGUCCUGUAUUUCUGGACCAACACAGGUGCAUUUGACUCUGGAGACUGGCAUCGCAAGCACUGUAAUGGAUUCUGAGGUGCCGAGAUCGAGACCCACCGCCCCCGUCAGCCAGCUGGUGCGACUCCUUUGGGGUGAGGACACCACGGAGCUGCAGAUGAGUGUAGCGCACGUUCCUCACAUCGCCAUGUACCUGUCACUAAAACUAGACUCUGAGUCAGCUCAGGUGGAGCAGGAGAUCUUGUACCAGUACCCAGUGUCUGAGGCGGCAGCACAGCUGAAAGGGAUACGAGGUAUCUUCCUCACUCUGUGUGACAUGCUGGAGAAUGUCACCGGAGGACAGAUAGUCAGUUCAUCUCUGUUGCUUAGAAAACAUUUAGUCCAUGUGGGUUAUUGGAAGGAAGGAGAGAAUCUGCUGGUGAUUGGUCUACCUGCUGACAGGGUGCCACUACUGCAUUUGCAGGCUGUUUUAAAGGGAUUGGUGCGAACUCUCAGGGUCAUGUACGGCUCUCUGCAGAGUGCCUUCUGUGAGGUGGAAAAUGCUCCUCGGUUGGAUCAUCUCUUCUGCUUGUUCUUCCAGAGACUCAUCCAACCUUCUCGUCUGACUGACAAUCCUGUCUCCUCUUCCUUAAACAUAUCCGGGACCCUCUUCCUAGACGACUUACCCGCCAUGCGCUGGCUCACUUUACCACCCGACAUUAAGGUCGAAGUGGACACUGUUCUAUCAGACUUUGAGUCCUCAGACUUUGGUGACAUGUCAGAAGACUUCUAUGGCAUGAGGCGUCUGUAUGUUAUUCUAGGGUCCUGUCUCUUUUACAAGGGUUAUCUGAUAGCGAACCAUCUGCCUAAAGAGGACCUGCUGGACGUGUGUCUGUACUGUAAGCACUACUGUCUGCUGUGUCUGGGUGCAGAGCAGCGUGUGGGGCAGCUGGUGGUGUGGAGGGAGGUGUUCCUGCAGCGCCGUUCACAGCCUGAAUUCUCCACCACCACCCACCCAGGCUACUGCGAGUCCAAUGGCCGCGUCUUCCUCCUCAUCGUGGGUCUGAGACAUUAUAUGCAGUGUGUGUUACUGCAAGCUGGUGGUUGUGCUUCUCUUGCGCUCGGAUCUCCGGGUCCUGAUUGCAUCUACGUCGAUCAGGUCAAAGCAACUCUCCUACAGCUUGAGAGUCUUGAGUCGGCUAUUGAAGAACGCCUCUCAGCUCCUCCUACUCCUUGCCUGUCCUGUGCAGACUGGUUCCUGCCAUCCAGUGGACGGGAUCGGCAGGAUGUGAUUAGCAGUUCACCCAUCCUAAACCGACUGACAGCAGCCAUCAAGCCACCGUCACCCAGUACGAUUGGUCGAAACUUGUUCAGAGAGGCAGGGUCAGGACCAAAGGGCAGGAAGCCGAGCCCUCAGAGGAGUUUGUCGGACAGCGGGAGUGAGCAGGGUGACAUUGGGCUGAGGAUGCCAUCUGCUGGUACACGCAGGGACUCUCUGGGGUCUGGGGGAUCAGAUGGCAGUGGCAGUAGUGGAGGGCUGUUUAAGAUUCCGAAACUUAAGCAGCCCAAUCCGUUCUAUCUGGGUUCUCUGAAGAAGAGCCUGACUGAGAAAGAGGCUGAGGAGAUGCAGAACACUAUGAAGCUCACAGCAGGUCUGGAAAACACACUCUUUCACUAUAUUCUGAUGGAGACGGUGCAGGGCAUCUUCAUCACUCCCACACACCGAGAACUAUCCCACCUCAGCGGCUCUAUCCAUCCUCAACUCAUCCGCAACUUCCACCACUGCUGCCUGUCCAUCCGCCAAGCCUUUCAACAAACCCUGCCACCACGGCAGGAUAGUAGAGGAGCCGACAGGCCACAUAUUUCCCGAGGCCUCGGUCCUGUGAAAGAACAUGGCAUUUUGUUCCAGUGCAAACCUGAGAACUGGACCGACCAAAAGAAACCUGCUCCCACCAUGACUUACUGGGUCAUCGGACGGAUGGUGCAGGAACCCGUCCCUCAGGAGUUCUACGUGUGUUUCCAUGACUCAAUACCGGAGGUUCCUGUGGAGAUGGCCUUCAGGCUCUCAUUCGGCCUCGCCGUGUGAUUGCUUUUUUUGUUUUGUUUUUUGUUUGUUUUUUUUGGAUUCAGGUUUCCUGGUUUACUUUGAAUAUUGAAAAACCUGCAUAGAGGCACUGAGGUGGAGUGAUUGGUUAAAAAAGGGACAGAAUUUAGGAUCCUUUAUUUUUAUUGUUAGAGUUGCUGAACAAGCACAGAUCUGUUCCUAAACUCAGAAAUGAUUACUGUAAAAAUGCAGGAUUUUGGGAGAUGGUCAUCAGAAAAUCUCAACAUUUAUACCUCAGAUUGUGCUGAUUUUUAGUUUUUCUUUAAAUGAGAAUUUUUAAAUGGGAAUAAAGAGCCUGCAUUUCGACUAUAGACAGGUGUAAAGUAUUCUCUGGUGUGUGAGAAAAGAUUUUGAACACAAAAUUGGCUUUAAAAAAAGCCUUGUAACAAAGCUGUAUUCUUGCACAUUGCAGGUUUUCUCACAACCUUGCAGCUAUGGAGAUUUCUUUAAUGUACUGGACCAAAUAAAGUCUUUUAACUUGCCAAACAGAUGCACAUGCUGCUGGGGUACUGAUCUCCUGACAUUACAUGGAUUAACAUCAGAGGUUUUUUUUCUGGUGGUAUGAAACAUUUACUUAAAAUGGAGGAUCAUUUCAGCUGUAAGAAAAGUGUUUUUAUAAAAAAAAUUAAUCAGACACAAUCUCAUACUUAUCUCAAAAUUAUUUUCACUCAACUACAUCCUUUUUCUAACGAGUUACUUUCUCACAAUUGUGAUACAUCGUGAGUCAGAAUUGAAUAUUUUCUCUUACAUGCUGCAAACCAGCUUCCACAUGUAGCAGCUUUGUAUUAAAAGCACCUCAGAUGUGCGAAAUAAACACAACCAAAUUGUCUAUG